Messenger RNA from Dufourea novaeangliae, 1384 nucleotides. Its product is annotated as probable sodium/potassium/calcium exchanger CG1090. Gene Ontology annotation, cellular component: membrane. The transcript is spliced from 7 exons. The coding region runs from base 1 to 1377 and encodes 458 amino acids. Gene Ontology annotation, molecular function: calcium, potassium:sodium antiporter activity; calcium channel activity. The record is from RefSeq and is a predicted model, not a curated record. Lineage: Eukaryota; Metazoa; Arthropoda; Insecta; Hymenoptera; Halictidae. Gene Ontology annotation, biological process: calcium ion transmembrane transport; intracellular calcium ion homeostasis.
AUGGGACCGAACGCUAGGAAGCACGGUGGAUUGAUUAUACACAUUUUGGUUGCUGUUUAUACGUUUUUGGGUCUCGCGAUCGUCUGUGACGAUUACUUUGUCUCCAGUUUGGACAGGAUUUGCGAAGAGCUACGAUUGUCUCCGGACGUUGCCGGUGCAACUUUCAUGGCCGCCGGCUCGUCGGCACCGGAACUGGCGACCGUCGUAAUCGGAGUUUUCUUUGCAAAAGAUGACAUCGGAGUGAGCGGUGUCAUCGGAAGCGCGGUGUUCAAUAUAAUGUUCGUGAUAUCGGUUUGUGGGCUGUGCACCACAACAGUGUCCAAGCUGAAUUGGUGGCCUCUGUGCCGGGAUUGUUUUUUCUAUGCGGUGUCGAUACUCGUGAUGCUUGGUACAAUUUACAACGAAUCAAUAUCUUGGAUGGAGUCCCUGUUCAUGCUGAUCAUGUACGCGGUAUACUGCGUCGCGUUGUCUUUUAACAGCAGAUUAGAACGAUGGGCGAAAUCUUACGAUAUACCCUUCCUACCGAAAGACGAUGAGCCAGCGGAGGAAAGCGCGCUCGUCAGUUACAGAUCGUUGCAAGAGGAUCGACUGUCUUAUACUGGUCCGAAUUCGCCUGUCACGGAUCAACAUAAAAUUCAAGAAGGAGGAUUAGGAGGUCCUGUUUCCGAAACGAACGAUCCACCGGUUCCGAAGCAACCAGAGUACUACAAAGCGAAAGAGCCCGAUCCUAACGAAGCCUCGCCGUUGGAAAAGCCCCUUGACGCCAGUAAAUGGACCUUGUUUACAUGGGGACUCGUGUAUCCCAUACAUUUCAUGUGUCGUGCGACGAUGCCCGAUUGUCGACAGGAAAAGUUCCGAAACUGGUAUCCGUUCACUUUCUGCGUGUCGAUGGUGUGGAUCAGUUUCUACAGUUAUAUCAUGGUUUGGAUGAUUACGAUCAUAGGCAGCACUCUCGGUAUACCGGACACGGUGAUGGGUCUGACUUUUGUCGCUGCCGGCGUGAGCGUACCGGACGCUCUCUCCUCGUUGGCGGUAAUCAAAGAAGGCCUCGGUGACAUGGCGGUGAGCAACGCCGUUGGUAGUAACGUCUUCGAUAUCCUAGUUUGCCUUGGGCUUCCGUGGUUCAUACAAACAGCUAUGAUACAGCCUGGUUCCCAUGUAAACGUCACCAGCCGAGGCUUAACGUACUCAACGGUGUCUCUGCUGUCGACGGUGGUAUUUUUGGUACUAGCAACCCAUAUGAACGGCUGGAAGCUGGACCGACGAUACGGAGUGGUACUGAUGCUUUGGUACUUGGUGUUCAUCGUGUUCGCCUCGCUGUACGAGUUGAACGUGUUCGGUGAAAUGAAUCCCCCGGUAUGUUUUAGCUCGUUUUAAAGCAACA